AUGAGAAAUCUUAGAUCAAAUUCAAAUCGUAAAGUAAAAGACCAGCAAGAUAUUGAAUCUUUAUUUGAUCUUCAUGAAAAGACGCAUGAUCAAACCAUGGCUAUGUUUCAAAAACAAGAAAGAACUAUAAACCAAAUGCAAACACAAGUUAAACAAAUUAAAUCUAUAACUGAAAAAUUGGAAAGUAUUAUAGAAGGGAAGAAAAAGUCCGAGUGGUGGGAGCAAUUUGUGGAAUAUGGAGUUAAAGAAAUAAUAAAUGACUGCCUAUAUCCAAAGGAAGAAACACUUUCAUUGCAUAUUAAAAAACAUUUAGCAGUAAUGGCUCCUGAAAAAAUGCAAAAAUAUGAAUAACUGACUAAAUGGAAUGUCUUGUGGCGAAGAAUUGAAGAAAAGGUUGGUUCAUAUUGUUAUUCAUAUUGCGGAAGCUUAUUUGGAACAAUACGUUGGCAUAUGUGGUCAUGUUUAAAAGGUCAAUUAGAGAAAGUAGAUACAUCAUCAGCAGUUAUAUUU
Molecule: messenger RNA, 510 nt
Organism: Rhizophagus irregularis DAOM 181602=DAOM 197198
Lineage: Eukaryota; Fungi; Glomeromycota; Glomeromycetes; Glomerales; Glomeraceae
Source: RefSeq, a predicted model, not a curated record